Molecule: messenger RNA, 386 nt
Organism: Uranotaenia lowii
Lineage: Eukaryota; Metazoa; Arthropoda; Insecta; Diptera; Culicidae
Product: U6 snRNA-associated Sm-like protein LSm6
Exons: 2
Coding region: 64-303 (79 amino acids)
Biological process (GO): maturation of SSU-rRNA; mRNA splicing, via spliceosome
Cellular component (GO): P-body; U4/U6 x U5 tri-snRNP complex; nucleolus
Molecular function (GO): RNA binding
Source: RefSeq, a predicted model, not a curated record
GUUCGAAAAUCAGCUAAAAACAUUUUUUCUUGGAUUCGUGAAUAUUUCACUAUAACUGCAACAAUGUCCCGCAAAGAGGCUCUCUCGCAGUUCAUCAACCAGAUCCACGGACGUCCGGUGGUGGUGAAGCUGAAUAGUGGCGUCGAUUAUCGUGGCGUUCUAGCCUGUCUUGACGGUUACAUGAACAUUGCCCUGGAUCAGACCGAAGAAUACGCCAAUGGACAGCUGAAGAACAAAUACGGCGAUGCUUUCAUCCGAGGUAACAACGUACUUUACAUUUCCACCCAGAAGAGAAGAGUUUAAGGGGAGUUCGGACUCAACAAAUAUACUUUUAAAGUAAAAAAAAAUGCUAAGGAUUUAUUAAAUAUCAUUUCCAUUCCACACAC